Messenger RNA from Mytilinidion resinicola, 555 nucleotides. RefSeq lists its product as uncharacterized. The record is from RefSeq and is a predicted model, not a curated record. Gene Ontology annotation, biological process: protein folding in endoplasmic reticulum. The transcript is spliced from 2 exons. Gene Ontology annotation, cellular component: EMC complex. NCBI's taxonomy places the organism in Eukaryota, Fungi, Ascomycota, Dothideomycetes, Mytilinidiales, Mytilinidiaceae. The coding region runs from base 1 to 555 and encodes 184 amino acids.
AUGUCCUCAUUACCGCCGCCGCCGCCGCAAUGGGUCCUCGACCUCAACAGCACGCCCGCGAAGCCCAAGUCGAGCUCCGCGCCUGACCCGCCCGGCUUCACCUCCGCGCUGAGCAAGCAACGUUCCCAGUCGAAGAAUGCACCCACUGCUCGGAAGCCACCGACCACCGAAGAGACGGACACGCUGAAGGUCAAGAAGGCCUGGGAGAUUGCCAUAGCGCCGGCGAAGCAGCUGCCCAUGAACGCCAUCGGCAUGUACAUGACCGGCAACACCCUCCAGAUCUUCUCCAUCUUCAUGGUCUUCACGCUAUUCAAGACGCCCAUCAUGGCCAUCAUCGGCCUGCCCCGCACAUUCGCCCCGUUCACUACACCCGGCACCGCCGGUCGUCUCCUUCCCGUACAAGCUACAUAUGUUGUCAUGAAUUUGUUGAUGCUGGGCCUCGGACUGUGGAAAGUGAAUCAGAUGGGAUUGCUGCCCACCACCAGAAGCGAUUGGUUGGCGUGGGAGAGUGAGAGGACGUGGAGCGAGAGGGCAGUGCCCAGGGCGUGGUUAUGA